UGCUCUGUGUUCGACUCUGCUGUCUGAAGUCGAUCGAUGCUUCCGGUUCGAUGAAUUGUGGCUUCUAAACAGUGCAUAUGGUUGGUUUGUUGGUUUAGACGAGUGAACAGCAAGGACCGUGUUAUCGUUUCAAGCUGACAGGGAGCAUGGGUCGGCGCUCCUCUGACAGUGAGGAGGACGGUCGGAGCAGGAGGAAAAGAAAGCAGCGUCGCCGCUCCUCAUCUUCCUCCUCUUCCUCUUCCUCAUCCUCUGGCAGCCGGGUGACCAGCAGCCGGAGCAGGAGGUCAAGUCGUAAGAACAAGUCUCGCAGCAGGGACAGGAACCGGAGGAGGAGACGGCAUUCCAGCAGCAGUUCGUCCCACAGUUCGUCACGCAGACGAAGGAGUCGCAGUGCGGACAGGGAGAAAGGGAGGAGCCACCGCUCACACAGGUCACGCAGCCGAGACAGAGGGUCUCCUUCUCGCCGCCGCCGGUCUCGCAGCAGGAGCGGCAGCCGCAGCCGGCGGAGCAGCCGCCGCCGCAAGAGGAGCCUCAGCUCCGGCCGCCGGAGGAGCCGCAGCCACAGCAGGGAGCGCGAUCGCAGGGGCCACGACCAGGAGAGAGACCGAGGUAGAGACCGCGACAGGGAGAAGGACAAGAGCAAAGACAAGACGGAGAAGAAGUGGGAUGACGGGAACAUCAAAGGCAGAUUAGAACAUCUGACUCCGGCAGAACAGGCUAAAGUUCGCAUGCAUCUGGUCCUGCAGGCAGCGGCCAAGACGGACGAGGUGCUGAAGGCCAAAGUUGCCAAAAGAGAAGAGGAGGCGCGGAAGAAACUGGAAGAAGAGGGAACUUCUCUGGAGGAACAAGUGCGAAGGAUAAAGGACAUUGAGGCCAUCGAGAGUGAUUCCUUUGUUCCUCAGGCUUUCAAAUCAUCCAGGGAUGAUAUAAAGUGCUGGGCCGUCUGUCCAGAGACAGCCCAGACCAAAUCAAACAUUCCCAUUCAGCUCCAUUUGUUCCAACCUGAGACGGUUUCAUCAGGCGCUCCACUGUUCACCGCCUCCAAAGCGGCAGCACCCACACAAAAGCCACAGCAGGCACCAGCCAUCCUCUGCCUCCCGCUCUCUCUCUCCCUCCCUCUCUCCCCCCCUGGUUGUGUAGAUGAAGACAAACACAGGAGUCAUUAUUGAAAUGUUCCUCUCUCUGAAGGAGCAGGAAUUCGAUUUGUUGGGGCUCAUGGCUGUUUUGAAAAGAUAAUGGCACCAAAGCUACAGAGUUUCUGGACGCAUCUUGGUGAGCAUGACAAAGGUCGAGGCCCACGUGGCUGCUCUGAGGCAGUGGGCCCUGGUCUGGACACGGAGCACAGAUUGCACACUGUAAUGCAGUAAACAUGUCCUUUUCCAAAGUUGUUCGCACAGCGAUCCCCACGUCACCACAUCCAAUCACGCAGUCGGCUCAUCGCAGUCCAAAUGAAACUUGAAGCCUUUCAGAGCCGAACAGGUGACACUCGACCUUCUGCCUGUCUGUUCAGCGUGUGCGCAGGCUUUGGUCCAGUGCAGUUCGCUUUGGUUCAGCUCCAGCACGUCUGUAACUCCCUCACUCAAAUAUAAACUCACUUCACAGGAAAUAGACUCAAAAUAGACUCGAAAUACUUCAACGAAAUACAAAUUCAAGACAUCAACAUUUUUUUAGAGCAGCUUUGUCCUGGUUUGAGGAUUAUUCUUUCUUGUCAUUAGUAAAAUAUUAUUUAGAACAAAUAAUCUUUCCGAUAAAGAUGAAUUAUCAUCAUGUACAACACAUUUAACUAAACAAAAGAGAAAUAAACCUACUAAAACUUACUACUAUUUAACGGAUAUAUCUUAUCUUCAAACUAAGUCAUACUAAAAUAACGCAAAUAUAUAUUUGUUGAUUUGUGUAAACUUAUUUCGUUUUAUUAAUAUGGAUUGAUUAUGGGGAACUCUUAAUGAUGAACAGUACAGCUUUGAGUAAGCAUCAUUCCAAAGAACUGUAAUGACCAGGUAUGCUUUUAAUAUUUGGCUCAUCAUUAUACUCAUUAACCAGUGUGUUUUAUAUCCCUUAUACUUUUUCUGUCCUGCCAAAAUAUUUAAAAAAAGAUGUUUCCAACCGGGUAAACAUUUGCUCUGGGCCUGGUAUUAGAAGUGUUUGAUACAUGAAGGACUUGGCAGAGCAUUAUUCUGAUGUGUCCUCUUCAUCAGGUACAACAAGGCCACCAGGUAUAGGGCUUAUUAUAACUUUAGGUAAAAGCUCUCGGGGUGGAGGAAGUUGCCUUCUCAUUAUCAUAAUCCCUUCCAUCGGCUUGAACCCAACAGAUGGCGACGUGAGGGGGACAGAGAGCCUUCGUCCUUAAAAUGGUCUUUCACAAAAAUUCCUUUUGCUGUGACAGUAACACAAUGUGCAUACGUUCGCCUGUCACAGAGCAUUUUCUUUUUUGAAUAUUUUUAAUAAUUGUCAGCAUUAAAAGGACCUGGUACCUCACAGCUGAUCUGGAGCCUGAGCUCUCACAUUGAGUUGUUCGUUGAACACAGUGAACUCAUUUACAUGACAAUCCGACAGUAUUGGUGUUAGUCUUGAUUAAUAUCUGUAUUCAGUCUUUAUUAAUGCAUUCUUCCAUAGAUUAAUGACACGUAAGCCACAUUAAAAAAGUACAGAUGACUGUGUUGGCCAAUCAUUUACUCCCAUCUGCUGGACAGAUGUAAAAUUGCAUGUCAAUUUGUACCAUGUCCAACUUCCACAUACUAUCUAUGUAAUGCUGUACAUGCUGAUCCCUAUAGAAACGAGAACCCGCUGGAAUCUAUUCAUACAUUUGAACAUGCUCAUUUUUCUGUCUUGCAUAUU
Molecule: messenger RNA, 2835 nt
Organism: Betta splendens (Siamese fighting fish)
Lineage: Eukaryota; Metazoa; Chordata; Actinopteri; Anabantiformes; Osphronemidae
Gene: rsrc1
Product: arginine/serine-rich coiled-coil 1
Exons: 9
Coding region: 147-1169 (340 amino acids)
Biological process (GO): alternative mRNA splicing, via spliceosome
Cellular component (GO): nucleus; cytoplasm
Source: RefSeq, a predicted model, not a curated record